Erythranthe guttata (spotted monkey flower) is the source of this 2343-nucleotide messenger RNA. Its product is annotated as Tetratricopeptide repeat (TPR)-like superfamily protein. The record is from RefSeq and is a predicted model, not a curated record. NCBI's taxonomy places the organism in Eukaryota, Viridiplantae, Streptophyta, Magnoliopsida, Lamiales, Phrymaceae. Gene Ontology annotation, molecular function: protein binding.
UCUCUACGCUCGUCAAUGGCGGCAAAGCAACCAUUUCUCCACUGCAAGAAAUUCUCCCUGCCAAGACGCAGUUUUUCUUCACAAAUCCCAAUUAGCUGCUCAUCCACCAAUUCGCAGCAAUCCCUUUCUUCGGAUUCAUUUUUGGUAGAAAAGAUUUUAUGGGCUCUAAAAAGAGGUCAGUCGAUCAACACCCAUUUAUUUUACCAGCUGAACCCAUCAACAUACACCCAAGUUCUAUGCCAAUGUCGCAACGAUGUUCAUACUGGUCAGAAAUUCAUCGAUUUAGUUGCGUUAAACUAUCCCAAUUUCAAGCAUUCGUCCCUAUCAUUGAGCGGCGCGGUACACGUGUUGGUGAGCAGUAAAAGAAUAUCCGAUGCGCAGUCUUUGAUUCUGAGGAUGAUUAGGAGGAGCGGAGCUUCUCGAAUUGAGAUCGUCGAUUCGUUAUUCGGCACUUACGCGAAAUGUGGGUCGAAUUUAUACGUUUUCGAUUUGUUCGUUAGGACUUACGUUCAAGCUAGGAAGUUUCGGGAGGCGGUUGAAGCCUUUCGUUUGUUGGAUUUACGGAACAUUGAUGUAUCCAUCAAUGCGUGUAAUAGUCUUCUAGGUGGACUUGGUAGAAUCGGGUGGGUCGAUUUGGCACGAGAGGUGUUCGAUGAAAUGAUCACAAGAAGAACCGAUUUGAAUGCUUACACACUCAACAUCAUGGUGAAUGUGUUCUGCAAGGAUGGUAAGAUUGAGAGAGCAAAGGGGUUUUUAACCGAAAUGGAGGAAAGAGGGAUCUUUGCCGAUAUAGUGACGUACAAUACUUUGAUCAACGCUUAUUCUCGUGAAGGGAAUAUCGAAGAGGGUUUAGAAACGAUGAGGUUGAUGCGUGAUAAGAAUUUGGAACCUAGUCUUUUGACUUACAAUUCGAUAGUCAACGGUUUGUGCAAAAACGGGCACUACGCGAGAGCCAAGGGAGUUUUAAACGAGAUGGUGCAGAACGGGCUUUGUCCUGAUACGUCCACUUACAACUCGUUGCUAGUUGAGUGUUGCAGAAAAGAUAAUUUGGUAGAAGCCGAGGCAAUUUUUAAUGAAAUGCUAUCGAACGGUGUGACGCCGGAUUUGAUUAGUUACAGUUCGGUUAUCGGGUAUUUUUCAAGAAUUGGAGAUCUUGGUCGUAUGAUAGGUUAUUACAAGGAUAUGCAGAGCAAAGGGCUAAUACCCGACAAAAUCGUCUACACCAUUCUGAUUGGUGGAUUCAGCAGGCACGGUGCUAUUGCGGAGGCUAUGAACGUGCGUGACGAAAUGGUGACACGUGGCUGCCAGCUGGACGUGGUGACUUACAACACUCUUUUGAACGGCUUAUGCAAAGAGCAUAUGCUUUGUGAGGCGGAUGCCCUUUUCAACGAGAUGGUUGAAAGGGGCGUUUUUCCCGAUUUUUGCACUUACACAACCCUAAUAAACGGGUACUGCAAAAAGGGUGAUAUGGAUAGAGCAUUGGACUUGUUUGAAUCUAUGCUUCAAAGAAAUCUCAAGCCCGAUGCGGUUACGUAUAAUACAUUAAUCGAUGGAUUUUGCAGAGUAGGUGAAAUGGGAAGAGCUAUAAAUUUGAGGGAUGAUAUGAUUUCUAAAAAGAUAAAUCCUAAUUAUAUAACGUACGGUACUCUAAUGAAUGGAUUCUGCAACGGUGGUUAUUUACCGGAUGCGUUUAAAUUAUGGAACGAGAUGGUCGAUAAAGGCAUCGAGCCCAAUAUCGUAAUUUGCAAUUCUCUUGUGAAGGGGUACUGCAGGAAUGGUGAGCUGGAUAAGGGAUUCGAGUUUCUGAGUAAGAUGAAAUCGAGAGGUGUUCAUCCCGAUUGCGUUACUUACAACACGUUGAUACAUGGAUUUAUGAAAGAGGAGAAUGUUGACUUGGCCUUUGACUUGGUGAAUCGAAUGGAGAAAGAAAAUCUUGUGCCCGAUUCGGUUACGUAUAAUGUUAUUCUGGACCAGUUUUGCAAGCUCGGUAGAAUGCAAGAAGCGGAUACGAUAUACAGAAAGAUGAUUAAGGGGGGAAUUAGUCCCGAUAGAUCUACGUUUACUUCGUUGAUCAACGGAUUUGUGUCGCAGGAAAAUUUAAAGGAAGCUUUUCGGUUCCAUGAUGAAAUGCUGAGGAGGGGUUUUGUGCCGGACGAUAAGUUUUAGUUUCGAAUUGUUGUGCUUGUAUUCGAUUUUAUGUGUUCGAUGUUUGUAAUUCCGCAGGUGUUCGAGAGGUUGAUGUAUCGAGCAAUAAAAUAUAUACUGGGGAAAAGUUUUGAUGGAACAUUACUUGAUUUUGUUGUAUAUUCUUCUUGGAUGUGUAAGUAAAGAUUGAUAGGCCAU